GCUACUCCUUCGAAACACUUCAGCAAACUAACAAGAGCCACUAGUCAAGCCAUCGUCUAAUAUUCUAAACUCAUCGACAACUAUGCGUGUCCUAUUACUCUCAUCCACGCUACUCCUCGCUGCUGCUGUUCUAGCAACUACUGCAGACCCUGUUGGUGCUGAUGUAGGUGGCCACCAUGGUGGAGGUCAUCACGGAGGCCACCAUGGUGGACACCACGGCGGUCAUCACGGUGGUGGACAUCAUGGUGGUGGCCAUCACGGCGGUGGCCACGGCGGUCCCCACAAGAGACAGGAUCAGGCUGGUGCCGAUGUUGGCGGCCACCACGGUGGAGGUCAUCAUGGAGGUCAUCAUGGAGGUCACCAUGGUGGGCACCACGGCGGCCAUCAUGGCGGUGGUCAUGGCGGUCACCACAAGAGACAGGAUCAAGUUGGUGCUGAUGCAGGUGGCCACCAUGGUGGAGGUCAUCACGGAGGUCACCAUGGUGGACACCAUGGCGGCCAUCAUGGCGGUCAUCAUGGUGGCGGUCACGGUGGUCACCAUGUCGCUGAAGCUGGCGCUGCCAACUAAGUAUACAGGAACUGCAUCUAUGCUGGUCAUGGAUCGUGUCAGAAGCCAACCCGGCCGUUUCCUGUUAGUUUGAACUCUAUUU
Messenger RNA from Linderina pennispora, 650 nucleotides. RefSeq lists its product as uncharacterized. The coding region runs from base 83 to 568 and encodes 161 amino acids. The transcript has a single exon. Lineage: Eukaryota; Fungi; Kickxellomycota; Kickxellomycetes; Kickxellales; Kickxellaceae. The record is from RefSeq and is a predicted model, not a curated record.